AUGGACGCAGAAUUUCUCUGCGGACCGUUUGGCUCUAGUACAGUGAUGGAUAGUUCAAGCAAUUCUGAGGAUGAGGGAGGUUUAUUCACAUCGUCAGAGAUCUUAAAAGAAAUGGGAUUUAGUACACCCACAAUUGAAAGAGCUACUAAGAGGUCACAUCAAAGUUCUUCUGGCAAUGAAAACCACAAUUUAAAGAAGAUUAAAAUGACAAGUGCUGAAGAGGACAUUGUAACAGAUUCUCUCUGCUACCUAAGCACUAUGGAAUUGCAGGAUGUGUCUACCACUUUGAAUAUAAGUGAUAUUGUUGAUACAGCUGUCUCAUCGUGUAGCACGACACAACAUCAGCUCCCUGAUAUUAGAAAUAACUAUUUUGACGUUCAGAAAGACACUUCAAUUGCAGAUUGUGACUUAAGUUUUGAUGACCCCAACGAUCUUGAUUAUAUUCCAUCAAUUAACAGCAGCUUGAUUGUUCAAUCUUCACCUUUACGUGACCAGCAGCAGAUAUUAAAUGUGGAAAUAAAUCACCAGCUACUAGAAGUGGAAAUAAACCAGCAGCCACCAGAAGUGGAAGUAAUCCCAGCAGCCACCAGAAGUGGAAGUAAUCCAGCAGCCACCAGAAGUGGAAGUAAUCCAGCAGCCACCAGAAGUGGAAGUAAACCAACAAGGUCCGAACCUCCUGAAGAACAGCCCGUUGUAAGAAACAGAGUGAGAAGUAAAAUUCCUGAUAAGACUAAAUGGAAAAGAAAUGCUGAAAAGGAAAAAAGAAUGAAAGGGCAAGCAUAUUAG
Homalodisca vitripennis (glassy-winged sharpshooter) is the source of this 786-nucleotide messenger RNA. RefSeq lists its product as uncharacterized. Lineage: Eukaryota; Metazoa; Arthropoda; Insecta; Hemiptera; Cicadellidae. The record is from RefSeq and is a predicted model, not a curated record. The transcript is spliced from 3 exons. Bases 1 to 786 code for a protein of 261 amino acids.